AUGAAAAAAUCAUUUCAUUCCCUUGUCUCCACCAUAUUUGCAAUCACCAUCUCCAUUAUCUAUCUCUCUCCAUGUUCCCUUCUUGAAGCUAAUCCUGUCGGAUUUAGUGUGGACCUCAUCCAUCGAGAUUCACCAUCAUCUCCCCUCUACAAUUCUUCUCUAAGUCAUUUUGAACGCGUGAGCAGUGCUUUGCAUCGGUCAACCAAUCGUGUCAAGUAUUAUACACGAGCUUCUACAACACCACAGUCAGCCUACGGUGAUGUAUUUUCUCAGGGUGGAGAAUAUCUAAUGAAAAUAACAAUUGGAACACCACCCGUUAGUAUCCUAGCCAUUGCUGACACUGGUAACGACCUUAUAUGGACGCAAUGUUUGCCUUGUUCUGAUUGUUACAAGCAAAAAGCUCCUUUCUUCAAUCCUAGAAGUUCCUCAACAUACAAAGAAGUUCCUUGUGAUUCAGACAGUGCAUGCCAAACUCUUGGAGGAGCCUUUUGUACUCUUGGUAUUUGUCAGUACGCGGUGCAAUAUGGUGAUGGUUCCUACAGCCAGGGUUAUCUUGCCACAGAAGCGGUCACUUUAAGUUCCACCACUGGGCGACCAGUGUCCCUCCCUAAUAAAAUCAUUUUUGGGUGUGGGUAUGAAAAUGUAGGUUCAUUUAGUGAGAAUGGAUCAGGCAUAAUUGGCCUUGGGGCUGGACCACUUUCUCUUAUUUCCCAAUCGCGGUCUUCAAUUGGUGACAAAUUUUCCUAUUGCUUGGUGCCAUUGUCUUCAGACAACACAAAGUCUAGCCAAAUGAAUUUCGGUCAGAAUGCUAUAGUUUCAGGAAAUGGAGUGGUAUCUACUCCAAUGACUCUAAACAGCUUUUAUUUCUUGACUUUGGAAGGCAUCAGUGUUGGGGGUCAAAGGCUAGAAUUUUACGACUCUUCAUCAUCACCAAAUGCUUCUGGUUCCUUUGAAACUGAUAACAUGAUCAUAGACUCGGGAACAUUAUUGACAUUCCUUCCACCAAAUUUUUACAGCCGGUUAGAAUCAGCAGUUCGUAGUGCAAUUAAAGAGAAACCAAUGGCCGACCCACAACAGCUUUUGGAUUUGUGCUACAAAUUUAGUAAUGAAAUCUCAUUUCCCAUUAUUACAGCACACUUCACCGGUGCAGAUGUGAAAUUGAGUCAUUUGAAUACUUUUAUCGAAACAAGCAGUGACCUUACGUGCUUUGCUUUUGCCCCAGCAUACACGGGAGUUUUUGGUAAAGUCGCACAAACGAACUUCUUGGUUGGCUAUGACCUCCGUAAGGGAAUUGUGUCCUUCAAGCCUAUGGAUUGUGCGAGAGAGUAA
Camellia sinensis is the source of this 1329-nucleotide messenger RNA. The record is from RefSeq and is a predicted model, not a curated record. NCBI's taxonomy places the organism in Eukaryota, Viridiplantae, Streptophyta, Magnoliopsida, Ericales, Theaceae.